Orbilia oligospora ATCC 24927 is the source of this 1365-nucleotide messenger RNA. RefSeq lists its product as uncharacterized. The transcript is spliced from 11 exons. Bases 1 to 1365 code for a protein of 454 amino acids. Lineage: Eukaryota; Fungi; Ascomycota; Orbiliomycetes; Orbiliales; Orbiliaceae. The record is from RefSeq and is a predicted model, not a curated record.
AUGAACCAGUCCACCCUGCGGCUCACGCGUGAGCUAGCAGAUAUUCAGAAAUCAAAUGACUUAUCAAUCGCUGUCGCUUGCCGAGAUUCGGAUAUCAGAAAUAUCAGAGCCCUGAUUCUUGGCCCACCUGAGACUCCCUAUGAAUUUGGCUUCUUCGAGUUUACUAUGAAAUUUCCUAAAGAAUACCCUGGAAAAGCACCCGCUGUCAAUGCUAUAACCACAAACGGAGGACGCUGUAGAUUCAACCCAAACAUAUACGCUGGCGGCAAGGUCUGCUUGUCGAUUCUAGGGACAUGGAGAGGCGAACGAGGAGAAGAAUGGUCGUCAGCACAAGGUUUGGAGUCCAUCUUGAUUUCUAUCCAGAGCUUGAUGUCUUCAAACCCAUAUGAGAACGAACCGGGCUAUGAAAACGCCAACAGUCAACACGACAAGGACAAUCAAAAGGCCUACGUGCUAAAGAUUCGUCACGAGACACUUCGAAUCGCCAUCAUCCAACGACUAGAAGAAUACCUUGGCUUAAAAGCCGACGGAACUUCCAUCGUUCGCGAACCUCGAGACGAGGCCGGAGGCGACAGCUCGUCGGCUUAUGUUGACGAAGGCGGCGUAUACUUCUUCGAACCUUUUAAGGACCUCUGUAAGCGCCGUUUCCUCUGGUAUUACGACACGUACCUUGCUUCCAUCCAAGCCGAAAAGGAAAAAGUCACAGAGGGCCAAGCUUUCGUCCAAAUGCCAUUCGAGAUGAGUGGUGGUAGCGGUGGUAACUCAAUGGAAGGGAAAUUCAAUUAUCCGGAACUAGAGAGAAGAAUUCAGAAUAUCCGACAAAAGCUUGAUGUCGAGGCGGAAGGCUGGGGAGUCGAAGGGAUGAAGGCGUUCAAAGACGAAAGGGGAGUUGCGGCCAAUCUACAAAGACAGUUCGAACAGGCAAAGGUGUUCUUCGAUAAGAGCGAGGCAGCUACUCUGGAUAUGGAACUGGAAGACAAUAAUCCAUUUAUAUGGCGCGUGACCUACUUUGGACGUCCGAUGACCAAUCUCGAUGGUGGUCUCUUCAUCUUUACCGUUCGCUUUUCUGUCCGCUUCCCGGAUGAGCAACCCCGUGUUCAAUUUAGUACACCAAUGUUCCACCAUAAGAUCAAUAAGGAUGGGAUCCCGGCAUAUUUCCCGGGCGGCCUCCACCCCCGACCGGAUGAUGCUAAGAGUCAUAUCGAAGGUGUUAUCAGUCUUCUGGAGGAGGAAGACCCGGCAUACGACCCUCGAACACAGAUCAAUAUCGAUGCUUCAAAACUAUACUGGGGCACCAAAGAAGAGAAGCGAGAGUAUAGUAAACAAUUCAGGAGGUCGGUUCAGCGGUCUAUAGAAUACGCAUAG